CCCCUCUGGCCGGAGACUCUCUCUCUCUCUCUCUCUCUCUGUGUUUCCGUACUAUCUUCAUCCUUGUCAAACCUGUGAGGAUCUAACAAAUCCAACUUUUGCAGUCAUGAAUAAUGAAGCACUGGUCCUUUCGUUAAUCGUUGUUCUAUGUGACACCAGCUGUUUGUAAUAAUGCUGUAAUACCCAUAAUUGAUAUUCUUCGUCCCAAUUGGUAUCUUUUAUUGUCGUACUCAUGGCAUUGAAGCAGAAGCUUUUGUAUCAUUUGCUGGAGAGCUUCAGUGGUUGCCGAUUUUAUAGCACCAGAAUGAACUGGGAUGAGUUGCGACCUUUGAUUAUUGAAAGAAUCAAGCGCAGGGCAAGGGACUAUCCAGUUCGAGCCAUGAUUCCGGUCGCCAAUGAUGUUGUUAAGGCCAGAGCGCUUCUAAUUGAAGGGGUUUCUACCCUUAUCAAAUUCAUCCCAAUCAAAGCUUGCAAGUUCUGCCCAGAAUUAUUUAUAGGUGAAAAUGGUCAUUUAAUUCAAACUUGCCAUGGUUUUAGGCGGCGUGCCAAGAACCAGGAGCAUACCUGGAUUGCUGGUACCUUGAAUGAUAUUCUCGUUCCUGUUGAGGCCUUUCACCUCCAGGGUAUGUCUCAAGAUGCCAUCAAACAUGACCAAAGAUUUGAUAUUGAACGUCUUCCGGCGGUCCUGGAGCUAUGCUGUCAAGCUGGGGCCAAUGUAUAUGAUGAAUGCCUGUACAACAACAGCUCAACAUCAGACAAUGGCAAAAAUGACUGUGUUGUUGCUGAAUCCUUGUCACAGCAUGAGCUAACAUCAGUGGCGAAGUUAACUUUGGAGGCAUUGGAGAGGCUUAGAGAAGGUGUCCAGAAAUUAUUGUUGGUUUAUCCAGCAAAGGUCUGCAAAUGCUGUUCAGAAGUUCAUAUUGGACCCUCUAGUCACAAGGCACAGCUUUAUGGAGUGUUCAAGUAUGAGGGUCGGCGGGGUACCCAUCUAUGGAAGAAAGCCAAAGUAGAUGAUUUGGUGCCUCCCAAGGUUGUUUGGCGGCAGCGGCCUCAGGAUCCCCCAGUGCUUCUGGACAAGGGACGGGAUUUUUAUGGGCGUGCUCCAGCUGUGAUUGAGCUAUGCCUGCAAGCUGGGGCUACCAUACCUGCCAAAUACUUCUGUAUGAUGAAGAUACAAGGUUUACCACCACCCCUUGAUGAACAUAGGACAGAAAAGCUCCCAUUUGAGAUUGUGUUCUCUUAAUCGAGGCUGUGUUGAAGCAAUUCAUGGAGAGAUUAAUAAGUUGAUCUCACAUGGGUGUGCUCAAUUCAAUCUACUUCAAUGGAUGGCAUAAUGUACAUUAGAUUUCCAACUGCUACUGCAUCAACUCCUUUGGCUGCA
Messenger RNA from Telopea speciosissima, 1381 nucleotides. Its product is annotated as APO protein 4, mitochondrial-like. The coding region runs from base 233 to 1243 and encodes 336 amino acids. Lineage: Eukaryota; Viridiplantae; Streptophyta; Magnoliopsida; Proteales; Proteaceae. Gene Ontology annotation, molecular function: RNA binding. The record is from RefSeq and is a predicted model, not a curated record. The transcript is spliced from 2 exons.